AAAGCGAAAACCCUUUGGCUUUGACAGCCGCCGCCACAAGUCUUUCCGCCUCCCCAGCCUGCCCGGGCGCAGGGAGCUGGGCGCUGGAUUAUGGUGGCUUGAGCAGCGAACGCAGCCGCAGGAGCCGAGAGCCACGCCGCGGACCCCGCCAGGAAGAGCCGGAGAGCAGUGGGCUCCGAUCCCCAUGGCCGCCCCUCCCCGCGCCCCGAGGGGCUCCAGCCCACCGCUGCGGCUAGCUGCCGCUGUCCAGAUGUAGCUGGCUCCGGAUCCGCGACGUUCGCUCCUCUAGUGCGCUGCGGAGCCGCCUGGACCCGGGGACCGAGUGAGGGGCCUGCAGGCUCUGCAGUCUCGAUGCCUCCAAGGCCGCUGUCCUGAGAGCAGCCACCAGCACUCAGACUUGGGCAGGUCCCAGGGACGGUAGCCGGCCCCGACAGCCCACCGGCCCGGGCUCACCAUGGCCCCAGCCCUGCGCUGGCUCCUGCUGUGGAUGGGCUCAGGAGUGCUGCCUGCCCAGGGCACCCACCACGGCAUCCGGCUGCCCCUGCGCAGCGGCCUGGCAGGGCCACCCCUGGGCCUGAGGCUGCCGCGGGAGACCGACGAGGAACCCGAGGAGCCCGGCCGGAGGGGCAGCUUUGUGGAGAUGGUGGACAACCUGAGGGGCAAGUCGGGCCAGGGCUACUAUGUGGAGAUGACCGUGGGCAGCCCCCCACAGACGCUCAACAUCCUGGUGGACACAGGCAGUAGUAACUUUGCAGUGGGAGCUGCCCCCCAUCCUUUCCUGCAUCGAUACUACCAGAGGCAGCUGUCCAGCACCUACCGAGACCUCCGGAAGGGUGUGUAUGUGCCCUAUACCCAGGGCAAGUGGGAGGGGGAACUGGGCACCGACCUGGUGAGCAUCCCUCAUGGCCCCAACGUCACCGUGCGUGCCAACAUCGCUGCCAUCACUGAAUCAGACAAGUUCUUCAUCAAUGGUUCCAACUGGGAGGGCAUCCUAGGGCUGGCCUAUGCUGAGAUCGCCAGGCCUGAUGACUCCCUGGAGCCCUUCUUUGACUCGCUGGUGAAGCAGACACAAAUUCCCAACCUCUUUUCCCUGCAGCUCUGUGGCACUGGCUUCCCCCUCAACCAGUCUGAGGCGCUGGCCUCUGUUGGAGGGAGCAUGAUCAUUGGUGGUAUCGACCACUCGCUGUACACAGGCAGUCUCUGGUACACACCUAUCCGGCGGGAGUGGUAUUAUGAGGUGAUCAUUGUACGUGUGGAAAUCAAUGGACAAGAUCUGAAAAUGGACUGCAAGGAGUACAACUAUGACAAGAGCAUUGUGGACAGUGGCACCACCAACCUUCGUUUGCCCAAGAAAGUGUUUGAAGCUGCAGUCAAGUCCAUCAAGGCAGCCUCCUCGACAGAGAAGUUCCCGGACGGCUUUUGGCUAGGGGAGCAGCUGGUGUGCUGGCAAGCAGGGACUACCCCCUGGAACAUUUUCCCAGUCAUCUCACUCUACCUCAUGGGUGAGGUCACCAAUCAGUCAUUCCGCAUCACCAUCCUUCCUCAGCAAUACCUGCGGCCGGUGGAAGAUGUGGCCACGUCCCAAGACGACUGUUACAAAUUUGCCAUCUCACAGUCAUCCACGGGCACUGUUAUGGGAGCUGUUAUCAUGGAAGGCUUCUACGUUGUCUUUGAUCGGGUCCAAAAAAGAAUUGGCUUUGCUGUCAGCGCUUGCCAUGUGCACGACGAGUUCAGGACGGCAGCAGUGGAAGGUCCUUUUGUUACACCAGACAUGGAAGACUGUGGCUACAACAUUCCACAGACAGAUGAGUCAACCCUUAUGACCAUAGCCUAUGUCAUGGCUGCCAUCUGCGCCCUGUUCAUGCUGCCACUCUGCCUCAUGGUUUGUCAGUGGCGCUGCCUCCGCUGCCUGCGCCAUCAGCACGACGACUUUGCUGAUGACAUCUCGCUGCUGAAGUAAGGAGGCCCAUGGGCAGACAACAGAUUCCCCUGAACCACAUCUGGGUGGUUCACGUUGGUCAUACAAGUCGGAGACACAGAUGGCACCUGUGGCCAGAGCACCUCAGGACCCUCACCCACCCGCCAAAUACUUCUGCCUUGAGAGAAAAGAAGGAAAAGUGUGCAAGGUGGGUUACAGGGCUUGCACUUAUAGGAAACAGGAGGGAGGAAAGCAGCGUUCUGGUGGCAGGAAUACCCUUGGUCACCUCAAACCUGAGUUGGAAAUUCUGCUGCUUUAAGCUUCAGCCCUGACUUUCUGCCCAGCAUCCCUUUAGAUUCUCCAACCCAAAGUAUUCUUUCCUUCCUUCCAGAAGUACUGGCAUCACACCCAGGCUACCCAGCAUGUGUCUCUGUGGUACCCUGGCAGAGAAAGGGCCAAUCUCAUUUCCCUGCUGGCUAAAGUCAGCAGAAGAAGAUAAUGCAGUUUGCAGUUUGCUUUAGUGAUAGGUACUGCAGAAACAAGCCUACACUGGUGCAAAGACUGCUUCUUGAAUUAAACAAAAAA
Molecule: messenger RNA, 2503 nt
Organism: Nannospalax galili (Upper Galilee mountains blind mole rat)
Lineage: Eukaryota; Metazoa; Chordata; Mammalia; Rodentia; Spalacidae
Gene: Bace1
Product: beta-secretase 1
Exons: 9
Coding region: 455-1960 (501 amino acids)
Biological process (GO): membrane protein ectodomain proteolysis; amyloid-beta metabolic process
Cellular component (GO): endosome; trans-Golgi network; membrane
Molecular function (GO): aspartic-type endopeptidase activity
Source: RefSeq, a predicted model, not a curated record